AUGGCUGGUUUAAGCCGCCUCACCAGGCCCAGAGUCAGACUGAUUGGACUCUGGGUCUGGGUGAGGCUGCACAACUGUGCCCCACCACGCGGCACUGGUCAGGAGGAGCCCGAUAAAAGCCCCCCCAGGGUGGAGUGCGGCGGCCUCCUGGGUGGUGUGCAGCAAACCGACAACGUCACAAGCUUGUACAUCGAGUCCGGGCAACAGACGCCCGAGUGGAGGGAAAAAAGAAAGAGGAGAAAAAUCGAUGGCUCGUAUCAAGUUAUUAUCGAUGGCCUGGGAGCGCUGCCUCCCCUGGACUUUGAGCGGAAGCGGCAGUACAGUCUGCGCGUGCAGGUGGAGAACGUCCACCUCAACCCCCGGUUCUUCGCCGCCGCGCCGUUCCGCGACGACGCCACGGUGAAGGUGCAGGUGGAGGACGUGGACGAGCCGCCCGUGUUCGAGCGCCCGAGCUACGUCAUGGAGGUGAAGGAGGACGCCGCCAGGAGCACCGUCAUCGGCUCCGUCAGCGCCUCCGACCCGGACGCCCUCCACAACCCCGUCAGAUACUCCAUUGAUCGGCGGACGGACAUGGACAGAGUGUUCAACGUGCACGCGGGCAACGGCUCAGUGUUCGUCCUGAGGGAGCUGGACAGAGAGGAGGCCGCCUGGCACAACAUCUCCAUCAUCGCCACCGAGUUCAACGCCCCUCGCCAGAUGACCCGUGUCCCCGUCUUCAUCCGGAUCCUGGACGUCAACGACAACGCCCCCACCUUCGCCACAAACUACGAGACGUUCGUCUGUGAGAACGCCCGAGCCAACCAGAGGAUACAGACGGUGAGUGCCAGCGACCCAGACAACCCCAUAGGAGGGCACCGCUUCGUCUUCAGCCUGGCGCCGGAGGCCUCGGGCAAGGCCAACUUCUCUGUGCGUGACAACAAAGACAACACGGCGUGGAUCCUGACGCGGAGGAACAGCUACCUCAGCCUGCAGCGGAGCGUGUACCUGGUGCCCGUGGUGAUCUCCGACGGCGAGUACCCCAUGCUGAGCAGCACCAACACGCUGACCGUGCGCGUGUGCACGUGCGACCGCGACGGCAACAUGCAGCUGUGCAACGCCGAGGCGCUGGCGGCGAGGGCGGGACUCAGCACCGGCGCCCUGGUGGCCAUCUUGCUCUGCUCCAUCAUCCUGCUGAUGAUCGUGGUUCUGUUCGCCACCCUGCGGAGGCAGAGGAAGAAGGAGCCCCUGAUCAUCUCCAAGGAGGACGUGCGCGACAACGUGGUGAGCUACAACGACGAGGGUGGCGGCGAGGAGGACACCCAGGCCUUCGACAUCGGCACGCUGCGCAACCCCGAGGCCAUCGAGGAGAGCAAGCAGCGCCGGGACAUCGCCCCCGAGCCCUUCUACCCGCCGGUGCGCCGCCCCGUGCCGCCGCCGCCGCCCGCCUGCGACCCCGGCCACGGCCACAACGGGGACGUCCGGGAGUUCAUCAGCCAGCGGCUGCAGGACAACGACGGGGAUCCCACGGCGCCGCCCUACGACUCGCUGGCCACCUACGCCUACGAGGGCAGCGGCUCGGUGGCCGAGUCCCUGAGCUCGCUGGAGUCGGUGACCACCGACGGCGACCAGGACUACAACUACCUGAGCGAGUGGGGGCCAAGGUUCAAGAAGCUGGCGGACAUGUACGGCGCCGACGACAGCGACAGGGACUCUUAACGGCGGACGCUGAACCAGCGGCAGUGGGCGA
Messenger RNA from Gadus chalcogrammus (walleye pollock), 1726 nucleotides. Its product is annotated as cadherin-6-like. Gene Ontology annotation, biological process: adherens junction organization; cell morphogenesis; calcium-dependent cell-cell adhesion. NCBI's taxonomy places the organism in Eukaryota, Metazoa, Chordata, Actinopteri, Gadiformes, Gadidae. The transcript is spliced from 9 exons. Bases 1 to 1695 code for a protein of 564 amino acids. Gene Ontology annotation, cellular component: adherens junction; plasma membrane; catenin complex. Gene Ontology annotation, molecular function: calcium ion binding; cadherin binding. The record is from RefSeq and is a predicted model, not a curated record.